Messenger RNA from Nicotiana attenuata, 2210 nucleotides. Its product is annotated as cyclic pyranopterin monophosphate synthase, mitochondrial. The record is from RefSeq and is a predicted model, not a curated record. NCBI's taxonomy places the organism in Eukaryota, Viridiplantae, Streptophyta, Magnoliopsida, Solanales, Solanaceae. Gene Ontology annotation, biological process: Mo-molybdopterin cofactor biosynthetic process. The transcript has 7 exons. Gene Ontology annotation, molecular function: 4 iron, 4 sulfur cluster binding; metal ion binding; cyclic pyranopterin monophosphate synthase activity. Bases 339 to 1532 code for a protein of 397 amino acids.
GAUGAGUGAUGAGUGUUGACCUUCAGCGCAUCGCAAGGGACACGCAUGUGCUUAAGUGGUAAGCUGCUAUAUCCAUGGCGGUGACGCAAAAUGCAGAUUACAUACAAUAUAGAGAAGGAGAACAGGCGUCUCAGUUGCCUUUGGCCCUUGUUUUUGGUCCCUCCCCAACAACUGUACGAAUAACCCACAUGCUAUCCUACUCUUGUCAUUACCCGUUCGUUCAUCUUUCCCUCUCAAUUUCUUAAAUUCUAUAUAAUCUAAUAUCCAAUUCGAUACUCUUUUCUCUUCCUUUCUAUCUAAAAGCCAAAAGGAUUCUUUGGGUUCUUCUGCUCUUGCAAAUGCGGCCUUCUACCUUUAGAUUCUUCCAAUGGCAUCUGAGUCACAAGUCUUUCAGCUCUGCUAGCUUUUCAUCCAGAGCAUCAUUACUAUCUACAAGCAGCAAUGGUCAAAAUAUAACUACUAGUCAUCUCAAUGGGUCCUCGUCAAAGAUGUAUUCAACUUCAUGCGAGACAUUGUCCGAAGAUCCACCCAAAGAUAGACUUAUUUCUGACAUGUUGAUCGAUUCAUUUGGAAGGCUGCACACAUAUUUGAGAAUAUCCUUGACUGAACGUUGCAAUUUACGGUGCCAUUACUGUAUGCCAGCUGAGGGUGUAGAACUCACUCCGAGUCCUCAGCUUCUAUCUCAGGAUGAGAUUGUUCGCUUGGCAAGUUUGUUUGUUGGCUCUGGAGUGAAUAAAAUUCGUUUGACUGGUGGGGAACCAACUAUUAGGAAGGAUAUCGAAGAACUUUGCUUGCAACUAUCAAGUUUGAAGGGCCUUAAAACCCUGGCUAUGACUACAAAUGGAAUUAUUCUAGGAAAAAAACUUCCAAAGCUGAAAGACUCUGGACUUAAUUUGGUGAACAUAAGCUUAGACACGUUGGUUCCAGCAAAAUUUGAGUUUAUGACUAGGCGCAAAGGGCAUCAAAGAGUAAUGGAGUCGAUUGAUGCUGCAGUAGAGCUGGGAUAUAAUCCUGUCAAAGUAAAUUGUGUUGUAAUGCGUGGAUUCAAUGAUGAUGAAAUUUGUGAUUUUGUUGAGUUGACACGCGAAAGGCCAAUCAAUGUGCGGUUUAUUGAGUUUAUGCCGUUUGAUGGGAAUGUUUGGAAUGUCAAGAAGCUAGUACCUUAUGCUGAAAUGUUGGACAAAGUGGGUAAAAAAUUUACAGGGCUUCAGAGAAUUCAAGAUCAUCCCACAGAGACAGCUAAGAAUUUCAGGAUAGAUGGGCAUCAAGGCUCGGUUUCAUUUAUUUCAUCAAUGACAGAGCAUUUCUGUGCUGGUUGUAACAGACUGCGACUUUUAGCUGAUGGAAACUUUAAAGUUUGCCUUUUUGGUCCUUCGGAGGUGAGCUUGAGAGAUCCUCUUCGUCUUGGUGAAGGUGAUGAUAAACUUAGGGAGAUCAUUGGGGCAGCGGUCAAAAGGAAGAAAGCUUCUCAUGCUGGGAUGUUUGAUAUUGCAAAAACUCCAAAUAGGCCGAUGAUACAUAUUGGUGGAUGAUGGAUGGAAUAUAUUGGGUUUCGGUGCUCUUUACUGAAUUGUAUGAUGUUUCCACUGCAUGUUGAGGGAACACAGUUUGACUACAGUUAUAGCAUCUCAUAAAUAGUGAAAUGCACCUGCAUAAAUUUUUCUGAAUCUUAGAGAUUUUGUAGUUAUUUGAUCCUGAACUAGAUUAGUAUAUAUCUCAACUGGCUCUUAAGAAUUUGCUGUUCUUGCGGUUGUAAAUAUAUUACUGCUUGUAAAUUUGAUAAGCACUCUCCUUGAGUCGAUUGGUCUCAACUCAAUUGGGUUAUAAAAGUCUGACAUUAAGACAAGAAAAAUACGAUUCAAUAUUUCCAAUAUCACCUUUUUCAUGAUCUUUACUAAUGUGACCAAAUUGUGGUAACUUAUUGGAAAUAUUAGAAAUGUCCUCUAAGGUGGCCUCAUUUGUUUCUUGUCACUUUUAGGUUUCCACUGCAUGUUGAGGGAACACAGUUUGACUACAGUUAUAGCAUCUCAUAAAUAGUGAAAUGCACCUGCAUAAAUUUUUCUGAAUCUUAGAGAUUUUGUAGUUAUUUGAUCCUGAACUAGAUUAGUAUAUAUCUCAACUGGCUCUUAAGAAUUUGCUGUUCUUGCGGUUGUAAAUAUAUUACUGCUUGUAAAUUUGAUAAGCACUCUCCUUGAGUCGAUUGGUCUCAA